This is a messenger RNA of Spea bombifrons (plains spadefoot toad), 1217 nucleotides long. It is a transcript of the gene TMEM106C, whose product is annotated as transmembrane protein 106C. Lineage: Eukaryota; Metazoa; Chordata; Amphibia; Anura; Pelobatidae. The record is from RefSeq and is a predicted model, not a curated record. Bases 234 to 1019 code for a protein of 261 amino acids. The transcript has 8 exons.
AACGUAAUGCUGUUAAUGUCCCCGACACUCUCUGAUACAGUUUAUGUGGGGGUGCUUCCGGUGAGCUCGCGCUGUCAGCCGGGUGACAGGUUCUGUGGGGCUUCCGGUCAGCGUCUGCUCUCAGCUGGGUGACGGGUUCUGUGGGUCUUCCGGUCAGCUCGUGCUCUCAGCUGGGUGACAGCUUCUGUGGGGGCUUCUGGUGAGCUCGCACUGUCAGAUGCUGAACACAAACAAUGGGAUCGUCUGCCUCAUCACCCCUUGGUUGCUCAAAAGCUUUGAAGCAGGCUAACCAAACAGGCGUGGAAGAAGAUGAUGAUUUGCUGAGUGGAAGAGACAGAGAGGAAGAUAUUGCACAAUUUCCCUAUGUUGAGUUUACGGGAAGGGAUAGCAUCACCUGUCCGUCCUGCCAGGGGACUGGGUGUAUCCCUACAGAGCAAGUUAAUGAGUUGGUGGCAUUAAUACCAUAUAGCGAUCAGAGGCUGCAGCCUCAGAGAACGAAGCUGUAUGUUGUGUUAUCAGUGUUAUUGUGCCUCCUGAUAUGUGGACUGGUUGUGUUUUUCCUGUUUCCACGCUCUGUGAUAGUAGAGGAUGGUGGGACCAAAAUGGUCAAAGUUUGGUUUGAUACACAAAAUAAAGUAAUCACCCUUGCCAUGACGAGUGCCCUGCACAUUAAAAACGCAAACUUUUAUUCAGUAUCGGUGAACAGUCUCAUCAGUCAAGUACAAUAUAUGAGCACUGUAAUUGGGACUGAACAGAAGAACAUUGUGACGCUUAUUCAGCCACUCAGCGACAAACUGGUGGAUUUUACAGUAAAGUUGGAACUGGGCGGGACCCUCUCAUAUUUGUAUAACUUUUGCACAUUGCCUUCGGUGAAAGUGCACAACAUUGUGGUUUUUAUGCGAACAUCUUUAAAAUUCUCCUACAUUGGACAUGUGUCUCAGAGUUCCCUGGAAUCCUACCAGUACAUUGAUUGUGGAGCAAAUUCAACAAUAACUUGGGAUCACUCAAUAAACCAAUAAGGGAAUCACCAAAUAGCAGUAGAAUUAAUACUUAAUGACUCCAUAGAAAGAAUACCACUAUUGUAGUGCGUGUUUACAAACGGUACUAGAAUCUGGAAUAAUAAUUCCCACUUAUAUAGUUCAUUGAAGACUGCCUUGUUUUCACCUGUCAUAAGUAGAGUAUAAAAAAACAUUAAACUUGCAGUGCUGUUUAGAUAA